UUAUGUUUUUUUUUAUGUUGAAAAUUUAAAAUUGUAAAUUUUAUUCUAUGGCCGAGAUCAUUGGUGGUAUUUAUCGCCAAGAACCAAUCAGUUUUUGGAGUGAAUUUGAGUGGAAGCAUUUUGGCUGGCACCAUAAUGCGCGCGAGGAUUUCUUUAAAUCUCAAUGGCAAAGGUCAGAGAAAUCGUACGGUUUUCUAUUUUACCGUUGGUUUUUGGCUAUCAUUUUCGGCAUUAUUUUCCUUGUACACAUUAUCAAAUACUUUGGUAAGGGAUACUGGUUCAUUUAUUUCACUCAUUGGGGAUUUACGUUAUGUGCCGUAACUACUCUAACUGGCGCUCUCUAUGUGAGCACGUAUCAUGUAGCUCCAGCGAGAAUGAUUCGUCAAACUGCAUUAGCUAACAGCUAUUGGGUCAGUUCCAUCACCAAUCUGGUUAUUUCGUAUGCCAUUAACCUAUUGUAUUGGCUAACUGUUUUUCCGUACGAAAAAACCGGAAACAGGCCCCUCAAAGUGAAUACGUUCUUCAAUAUAUGGUCGCAUGUAUUGCCCUCGUUGGUGAACACAAUUGAUCAUAUGGUUGUUGCACAUCCAACUCGUGUGUUCCAUUUCAUUUAUCCGCUUAUUUUCGGUAUGUUCUAUGUGCUGUUUACAAUAACCUUUUAUUGCGUCGGUGGCACGGAUCCCCUUGGCAGACGGUUUAUCUAUAAAGUCUUGGACUUCAGCACUAAGCCCUUGCAAGGGAUCGUCACUGUUUGUAUGAUAAUAUGUAUCCUGAUGUCCUGUACGAUCCUGCAAUACUUCUUUUAUAGAAUGCGGGUCGGUAUUGCUCGUAAGAUGAAAAGAUUGCAGUAGUCCAACUAUCUGAUGAGACAAGUGAAUAAAUUUACCAG
Molecule: messenger RNA, 889 nt
Organism: Drosophila navojoa
Lineage: Eukaryota; Metazoa; Arthropoda; Insecta; Diptera; Drosophilidae
Product: protein rolling stone
Cellular component (GO): membrane
Source: RefSeq, a predicted model, not a curated record